AUGUCUGGUCUCAACGCGCCCGAAAUCGCCGCGGCCUAUGAUGCCGUCCGCUCCGACAAGGACGAGACUAAAUGGCUCCUAAUCUCGUACGCCAGCGGUGCCGGCAACAACUUGACCCUGACCAAGACGGGUACCGGCGGCCUGACCGAGCUGGCCUCGGAGUUGGACGACUCGCAGGUACAAUACGCCUACGUGCGUGUCGAGUACGCCAACGAUGCCGAGAGCAAACGGGUCAAGUUCGCCUUUAUCAUUUGGAUCGGCGAGAACACAAAGGUCAUGCGCAAGGCUCGCGUGAGCAUUGAGAGCAGCGAAGUCAAGAAUGUUCUGUCCCAUCACAGCAUAACAGUCAACGCUAGCGACAAGAGCGAUCUCGACGAGGACGAUAUCGUCAAGCGGUUACGCAAGGCUGGCGGUGCCGACUACAACGGUGGACGUGGCUGA
Colletotrichum truncatum is the source of this 441-nucleotide messenger RNA. RefSeq names its product Coactosin. Gene Ontology annotation, cellular component: site of polarized growth; actin filament; cortical actin cytoskeleton. NCBI's taxonomy places the organism in Eukaryota, Fungi, Ascomycota, Sordariomycetes, Glomerellales, Glomerellaceae. The record is from RefSeq and is a predicted model, not a curated record. Gene Ontology annotation, biological process: regulation of actin filament polymerization. Gene Ontology annotation, molecular function: actin filament binding.